Molecule: messenger RNA, 1517 nt
Organism: Dipodomys ordii (Ord's kangaroo rat)
Lineage: Eukaryota; Metazoa; Chordata; Mammalia; Rodentia; Heteromyidae
Gene: Gfra3
Product: GDNF family receptor alpha 3
Exons: 7
Coding region: 1-978 (325 amino acids)
Biological process (GO): nervous system development
Cellular component (GO): signaling receptor complex; external side of plasma membrane
Molecular function (GO): signaling receptor activity
Source: RefSeq, a predicted model, not a curated record
AUGCCCAAGAAACUCAUGAAAGCAAUGUUGAGAGAAAUGGCUGAUGAAAUAAAAGACCAGAUCUUCAAAGAGCUAAAUGAAUUUCAAGAGAAAAUGAUUGUCUUGGGUACCAAUAGCUCAAAAGAAAAGAAAAUUUAUGUUUCCAUCCCUACAGGUGACUAUGAGUUGGAUGUCUCUCCCUAUGAUGACACAGUGACCGGCAAGCCCUGGAAGAUGAAUCUCAGCAAGCUGAAAAUGCUCAAACCAGACUCCGAUCUCUGCCUCAAGUUCACUACUCUGUGUAUUCUUAAUGACAAGUGUGACCGGCUGCGCAAGGCCUAUGGGAUGGCAUGCUCUGGACCCCACUGCCAGCGCCACAUCUGUCUAGCACAGCUGCGCAACUUCUUCGAGAAAGCUGCAGAGUCCCAUGCGCAGGGCCUGCUGCUGUGCCCUUGUGCACCAACUGACAAGAGCUGUGGGGAACGCAGGCGCAACACCAUUGCCCCCAGCUGCGCCCUGCCAUCAGAGCCCCCCAACUGCCUGGAACUGCAGAGCCGCUGCCUCACUGAUGCACUGUGCAGAUCACGCCUGAUGGAUUUCCAGACCCAUUGUCAUCCUUUGGACAUUCUAGGGACUUGUGCAACGGAGCAGUCCAGAUGUCUGCGAGCCUACUUGGGGCUCAUUGGCACCACCAUGACCCCCAACUUUAUCAGCAACUUCAACACUAGUGUAGCCUUAAGCUGUACUUGCCGAGGCAGUGGCAACCUGCAGGAAGAGUGUGAACAGCUGGAAAGGUCCUUCUCCCACAAUUCCUGCCUUCGGAAAGCCAUUGCGACUAAGAUGCAUUUUCAUAGCCAGCUGUUCUCCCAGGACUGGGCACCUCCUACCUUUUCUGUGGUGCAGUACCAGAUGGAAAACCUUGCUCUGAGGACACAGGCCAGGGUGCCCUGGCUUUUCUCCUGCACACUUACCCUGGUUCUGCUUCAGAGCCUUUGGUAGCUGGACUUUCUUGAGGUCCUUCUUCCUCUCCACCCCAUCCAGUCUGACCUGCAGCCUGUGAGGGGUGAGAAAAGGACAGCCUCCAGAGAGAGGUACAGUGUACAGCCCGUUACCCCUGACUUCCCCUUGGCGACUGCAAUUGGAUCAAAUGACACCACAGUAGAAGCCAGAGGCUACGGCUUUCCGAUCCUGAUUGGCCAGUUUGAAUUUGCUCUUUCUUUACUCUGCUUUUGACUCAGGCUGCCCCUUCUUGGUGACCACAUUUUAGCCAUAUCUUCUAGUGGUGACCAGCUCUCUCUUGAUCCGUUCUUCCUUUCCACUAGUAUCAUUUAGAGUCUAAAAAACCAGCCUAUUGCAUUCUCCAGAUAGGCAGAGCUAGAUGUAAUGGGAAAGACUAUAAAGACAUUCCCUUUGUGAAGAAAGCUGGGGCAAGAAUCCUGCUCCACUCAUCUAGUCCUCUGAAUAAAGAUAAAAAGGAGCCUGUUGCCUGCAGUCCUCUGCCCUGGGGUCCUGGGGAAUAAGUGGACAUAAAAAGUUGA